AUGCCUUCUGGUUUCCCUUGGGGCAUGCCUCCCAACUUUGUGCUUGAGGGGUACCAACCUGAAGUUCCAGUGACUCAACUUGUGAUGUAUGUACCAACUCCCGUGGUUCAUGUUGUUCCGCUAUGCAGAAAGAUUCAAGCUUUAAGGGGGAAAGAUCUGUUUGGGAAGAAUGUUCAUGAUUUAUGUUUUGUCACUAAUGUGAAGAUUCCGCACAAGUUCAAGGUUCUGGAUUUUGAAAAGUACAAAGUCAAUUCUCGUCCUCUGAGUCAUCUCUUGAUGUACGCUCGAAAGGUUUCGACUCAGACUAACAAUCAUCAAUUGAUGAUCCACUACUUUCAAGACAGUUUGACUGGGGCUGCUCUGAAAUGGUAUAUGGGGCUCGACAAUACUCAGAUCCGAACGUUCAAUGACCUAGGCGAGGCUUUUGUUCGCCAGUACAAAUAUAAUGUUGAUAUGGUACCGGAUAGGGAUCAACUCUGUGCUAUAUCCCGCAAAGAUAAAGAGACUUUUAAGGAGCACGCACAGAGGUGGCGAGGGAUUGCUGAGGUUAGUCCUCCAUUGGAGGAGAAAGAAAUGACAAAUCUGUUUUUGAAGACAUUUAGUCCAUUCUAUUACGAUCGGAUGGUUGCGAGUAUGCCUAAUGACUUUAUUGAAAUGGUGAAUAUGGGUUUGAGGUUAGAAAAAGGUGUUCGUGAAAGACGGUUAAAAGAAGGUAUUUCAUCUGAUGGUUCCAGAAUGUAUGGGAAUGGUUUAUCCAAGAAGAAGGAACACGAUGCAAACACUUUCUCUGUUUCUAAUUAA
Lathyrus oleraceus (garden pea) is the source of this 801-nucleotide messenger RNA. RefSeq lists its product as uncharacterized. The transcript is spliced from 2 exons. NCBI's taxonomy places the organism in Eukaryota, Viridiplantae, Streptophyta, Magnoliopsida, Fabales, Fabaceae. The record is from RefSeq and is a predicted model, not a curated record. Bases 1 to 801 code for a protein of 266 amino acids.